AUGCUUUGGCGAUUAUUGUCUACGGAGGAAGGUCACUUUGUCACCUCUCCACAGAAACUCCCAGAAACAGAUGAGGAACUUUUGUUUUCUCUAGAUGGGGAGUGCGUUUUUCCAUUCCAGUAUAAAAACCAAACAUUCUACGACUGCAUCAAGCUCAACGCAAGACACAAGUGGUGCUCCUUAGACAAGAUUUACCAAGGCUACUGGAAGUACUGCACCAUGGAAGACUUUGCAAAAUGCGUGUUUCCCUUUUGGUACAGACGCAUGGUCUACUGGGAGUGUACAGAAGAUGGAGAUGUAACUGGGCAAAAAUGGUGUUCGCUGACCAGGAAUUUUAACAAGGACGGAAUUUGGAAAUAUUGUGAUUGA
This is a messenger RNA of Microcebus murinus (gray mouse lemur), 369 nucleotides long. The record is from RefSeq and is a predicted model, not a curated record. NCBI's taxonomy places the organism in Eukaryota, Metazoa, Chordata, Mammalia, Primates, Cheirogaleidae.